AUGGAAGCCGACAUGCGCUUCUCAAUCACGCCCAGAGAAAGAGACUCGUUUCUAGUCCUGGACGACAGAGAGCUGAUGGGAGCCCACAUGGGCAUCCCAAACGGGCACGUGGGCGGCGCUGACGUCAUGAGAACCGGUUCCUCCAAGUUCUACCCACUUGCUCUUUCCGAUAAGGAAAGCGGGGGAUCACUCUGUAAGGAUGAGAGAAGUCGGGAGGGAUUCCGGUCUGAGGUUCCCGCUCUUUCUUCUUCCGGUCACUUUAGGAACGGAAGAGCAGCUAAAUCGGCGGUCUCAUUACCAAGCUGCGCGUGGAGAGGCGAAGGCGGGUUCGAGACGCUGACCAUCGAAGAGGCAGGAGGAAUGCUUCUAGAAUCCGAAUCUUCGCAGGCGGCGCGGAAGCGCUCUUCGAGUACCAAUUCUGAAACGUUCUAUUCAGACUUACCUGGCGAGAGUGCAUCAAGAGCGGAGCGUUCCGCCGAGAAGAGGAACAAAGAGUUAGAGGCCCUGAAAGCGUCAGCUUCGGCGAUCAGUUUCGACUGUUUGCCUACGAGACGUGAACCGAGAGACGUAAAAGCGGGGCAAUCCGACCGGUCAGAAACCAACCAAAGCAAAAUCAGCCGGGUAAUAAGCACGCGGAAGCCAAAGACGUCCGGUAAAAAGUCAGGUGCGAAAAGUAAGUGGGCGAUUGUGAGAAGUCAGGGGGGCCCUUGCUGGCGUUGUGCCCGGGCGGUUUGUACCGUCUGGUACGGCAGCGCGUUCGGUCCCAAGACGGAGUGCUACCCUUGCUACGAAGAAACGCGGCGGCGGGGCCGGAAAAGGCGCGCGCACGGCCCGAGCGGGCAGCCGUGGGAUCCCCCCGGCGAGCUGGUGGGGACAGUUUCAAGCGGCUCCGGCGGAAAGAGACGCUGCUUCCGGCGGAACAGCGGACCAGCGCUCGAGGUGCCUGACUGUUGGGAGGAGAGUCCGGGGCGAACGCCUCUUUUGCUGACGGCUGGAGAGAAAGCGCUUGAGGAGACUCCGGUUGAAAUUCAAGAGAACAGGAAGUACGAAUGCCUCUGGAGCAUACGAGAAGAUUUUGGAGGCUGGAAAGAGGAUCCGGCGGAUGAGGAGGCGGACGUCACGGAAGGGGGGUCUGACGUCAGCCGUCAGGUGGGCAGCGGGAAGAAGCCGCGAGUGCGGAAGUGCGAUGACGUGGCGGCUGGCGAGAGCACGUCUAAAACGGAGGGAGAGUGGGUAACAGCCUCAGAAGGAGACGAGAAUGCUUCGGCGUCAGGACCACAAUCCGUCGGCAUCGCAUCCGACGGUCAGCCCAAGCCCCCAAACCCUGAGGCAGACAACCGAAAAAGCGAUGCGAAAGGCCAAAAGCCUUGUUGGAACUCGAAUUUUCCAGAACCGACGCUUGAUGAUAUUCUAAGCCACUACGAGAUGCUGGAGUCGACCGCGCAGCUUCGAAAGAAGAGCAGAGAGGAGGCGCGAAGAAAGGAACAAACGAGAAACGGUCGGCCAGUCGGCGGAAACGGUUUCAGUAAAAGGGGGCUUUCCGGCGACCUUGCAGCGCCCAGGAGGAGCUGUCGUGUCGCCGCUGUGGAGACCCGGAGGAGAAUGGCACGAGCGAUGGAGCGGAGCGGGGAGAUGCGCGGCGGCGCGCGCGAGCCGGCCGCGGGAGCGCGCGCGCAGAGCGCGGUGUUCUUCGGAGGGACGGUGGCGGACAAGGAGUUUGUGGGCGCGAGCGGGGUGGGAUUCGGCGACUGUCCGCUGUUCGACGAGUUUCUAACGGAAGCGAGGUCGCAGAGAACGGCUGCUGAGGAUGGUCGGCCGCCGGAAGAACGGAGUAAGUCCGCAGCGGAACGGGAGGGCACGAACGGAACGGAACGGACGGAGGAGGCAAAAAGCUCGGGAGAUGCUGCCUUGCGGCGCGUCUGGGAGGACUUCGAUGCUUUUCGGAGGCAGGAAGCGGAAGUGACGGAAGCGGAACGACAGCGGAACGGAGAAAAGAAAGGAGUUGCUAAAGGGCACACUCAUGACGAGUCGUGUGUGAAGAUCGAUCCCGAGUACGGCCGCUUCUGCGGUGUGAACGGGGCCUUCCUCGGGGCGUGCGUGGAUGAACGCCUGGACACACGGGCGUAUUCACACCGCUGGGAAAGAAACUGGAUGGGAAAGGUCUUACCGAAGCUGUGGGCGGAAAGGGAUCCCCCUCCGGGGGGAUGGGACGAGUCGAGAAAGCGCCCGGGGAGAAAGAGGAGAGUAACUCUAGAGGACAUCCCGGAGUGUCCGCUGUCGCACACUUCCGCUGUGAGGGCGGCGGAACGGCGGACUCCGCCGGAGCUGGUCGCGGAGCACGGAUCCGCCGCGGAAGCGGCGUUCUGGGCGGUGCUCGGCGCCCGGCGGAAACCCUUCCGGUCACAAGUGGAAGGGUUUGAAUUUGCGAUGAGGGCUCUGACGGGGUCGGUAGACGGACUGGGAAGCCAAGCGGGAUGCUUGGGAGGGGUGUCGGAAGCGGAGGUUGAGGAAGCCGGAAAGGGUUGCGUCCUGGCGCAUGCGAUGGGCAGUGGGAAGACAAAGCUGGGCUGGGCAUUGUACUGGUGGCUCCAACUCCUGCAGCGCCGACGUAUUAUGACACUAGCCCCCGCCUCCGUGCUCCACGUGUGGGACGACCAAAAGCCGGUGUCAAUCAAAACGUACCGCUUGGAUCGCCCGGGGUACGUACCGGGGACGACGGAAACAGAGAGGAGCCUCAAGCACCGGGUAAAGAUUCUCCAGGAGUGGGCCGGGAAAAAAGACGGAAUGCUCCUCGCGAGUUACGAGACUGUGCGCGCGCUGCUCCGUAGCCGGAGCGCGGGGAGCGCGCGCCUGCGCGCGCAGCUGACGUGGCACCUGCUGGAGGCGCCGGACGUCGCUUUGUUCGACGAGGCGCAUAAUAUCAGGAACAAAGACGGGCAGUUGUACCAGGACUUGUUGCGGGGGCUGCGAAUGCGACGAAGGGUGCUGUUCACAGGUACUCCAUACAACAACUCUUUCACCGAGGUGUGGAACCUGCUCCACUUCGCGCAGCCGGACGUCAUGCUCCAGUGGGCGGCCGACACGCUCUCCAGCCAGGACGAGGAUCCGCCGGCGGAAGCAACGGAAGCAACGGAACAGGAAGCUCGGCGAGCGUUCGUAAGGGAGUUCGAAGAGCCGCUCGUCGAACUCCUCGCGGCCGCUCCCGCGGUGACGCCCCGCGUGCGCGCGCGCGCGGAGCGCCUCUUGCGGGGUUUAAGGGCUUUGAUGGCGCCCAUACUCCAGCGGCGGCCGGCGGCCGCGGACGCUCCUGACGGGCGCGCGCUCGCGCACACGGAGACGGUCGUCAGCCUCAACAUGACGUCACAACAGGAGGAGCUGUACGCCGAGUACAUGAACGCGUUCGUUCCGGCGAACCGGGCUCCGUUGUGGGGACCGUUCCGGGCGGAAGAGGAGGCCGGAGCGGAAAUCGUUCUCCUGGAUAAGGAGACGGAUAGCGAGUCGGACUCAGGGGAGGAUGAAGCCGGUGGGCUUUCCAAAAGCGGCGCGAAACGGAAACGGAAACGGAAAGACCGGAAAAUUGAUAAAAAGCGACAAGGCAAGAACGACGGAGGGCAUACGGAAAGUCACCUGCGCUUCGCAAGCGAGUUGGGGUUCAUUUGGGCGCACCCAGCCGCUUUCGCCAGUCGCUACGCGGACAAGUUUGUCAAGCUUUCAAGAUCGAAAGCCUCCCUGGCGGCCCUCUCCGCUGACGUCAGCGACGCGCACAGCUGCAAGGCGCGUUUCGUCAGCCGGCUGGUCGCCCGGGUGAGGUCUACCGAGCGGGUCCUGGUGUUCGGCGAGAACGUGGAGCCGCUCCGAACAAUCGCCCGGGGGCUGGCGCGGCGGUUCGGUUGGGAGCUGGACGAAUCGAACAUGGACGGGGAUGAGAUACUCUAUAUCGACGGGAACGUCCGUCAGAGCAUUCGGCGAGAGAGGCGCGACCGAUUCAACGAUCCGCAGAGCCGGGCAGUCGUACUGCUGGCGACCGUGGACACGUGUGACGAGGGGAUCGAGCUCUUUGGGGCGACACGUGUCGUCAUCCUGGCGCCCCUGUGGAACCCGAUGCGGGCGCGGCAGCUCAUCGGCCGCGUGGUCCGCCCCGGGCAGACGCGCCACGUGGCAGUCUACCGACUCAUGUGCCGGCGGACGUACGAAGAGGAGAUUUACGCGAGGGCCGUCCGCAAGGAGUGGAUCGGAAGGCUCCUUUUCCCAUCAAGUAAGCCGGGCGGCGACCAGAAGCGGGGCGUUUGUGCGGUGAAGGUCGCCGUGAAUCCAGCUAGGGAGAGCUCGGAUGCGUUCCUGGAUGAACUGAUGCAGGAGAGGAAAGGAGGUGAAAGGGGAUUGGUGCACAGUUGGGUCGAGUAUGACAGCUUCUUUACUUGA
Messenger RNA from Klebsormidium nitens, 4422 nucleotides. NCBI's taxonomy places the organism in Eukaryota, Viridiplantae, Streptophyta, Klebsormidiophyceae, Klebsormidiales, Klebsormidiaceae. The record is from the annotation of a GenBank genome assembly.